AUGCGUGGAGAGAGACAGGCAGUUCGAGUGGAUCCCCAUCCACUCACGCUGACGAGACCGUCAUCCGCUCCAGCAAGCCCGCCCAAGCGCAUCGUCCACGGCGUACCGAACUCGAAAGAACCAGCUUUACAUGAGGCAUCGCGAGCAGCAGAGGCCUCACACCACCAUCAGCUGUCAACGUCUCCGCGCAGAACCCCGCAAUCACGUCCGACGAGCGCAGCACAUCGCGGUCUCAGCCCACCCCUCCAAAGCACCAUUUCAUCAAUAUUGACGAAUGAACUGCCAAAGAAGCUACCCCCCGCGACGCCCGGGACACUACACCGGAGAUACAGUCCGGUAUAUAAGUGUGCUAAUCGCCUUCUGGCAAAACGAUGGGAUGAUACAGCAAAUCGGCGCCAUCGUGAAAAGAUUGCGAGUAUGAAGCCCGCGAUUGACAACAAACCUCCCCAAAAAUGUUCACAUUUGGACAUGAGGUUGAAAAAGAUGAGACAGGAGCAAGAACGAGCGAACCGCAUCCAGGAGGAAAAUCUCAUUCUACUUAACCGCAUGGCCCGACAGAUGCAAGCACCGCGAGGAUUCUCAAACGUGGACUCGAAAUUUCAGGUCAAACCUAUGGUUCAGAAACCAUCUCCAAGCUCAUAUGCUAAACGACGACAAAUCGAGGAGUUACAGGAAGCGAACGAGGUGCUUCACCGCAGACUCGCAAGCAGCCACCCCGUCUACAGCCGCGAAGCUUGGCACGAGGAUCGGCGGAGGAACCUUAUCUACUUCGCAAACACGACCAAAUACCCGGAAACAUAUGCCCAAGAAUUCGAGAAGGAAGGACUUCUCUCGUCGCCUCUGGUUGCUAGGGUGGUACGGUCACAGCCGCCCACGAGAGCACAAACACCGCAUAUAGAGCGGGAUGGGGCAUUCAGGCAUCCUGAGGAGGAGGAGGAGGAUGAAGACAGCGGUGAUGACGAGAAGACACCGGGAAUUGCAUCCGUAGGUGACCGGAAAGGCAAUGAAGUCGCGGGACGACAUGAGGAUAUUGAUGCUGAUGGGGGCAGUCGAUCUGGAUCGAAUGCCGAAGAAGCACCUUUCGGUGACAGUGGCCAAACUCUGCCAGAAUGA
This is a messenger RNA of Fimicolochytrium jonesii, 1113 nucleotides long. RefSeq lists its product as uncharacterized. Lineage: Eukaryota; Fungi; Chytridiomycota; Chytridiomycetes; Spizellomycetales; Powellomycetaceae. The transcript is spliced from 3 exons. The record is from RefSeq and is a predicted model, not a curated record. The coding region runs from base 1 to 1113 and encodes 370 amino acids.